Molecule: messenger RNA, 1193 nt
Organism: Cinclus cinclus
Lineage: Eukaryota; Metazoa; Chordata; Aves; Passeriformes; Cinclidae
Gene: RHEBL1
Product: RHEB like 1
Exons: 9
Biological process (GO): small GTPase-mediated signal transduction
Cellular component (GO): plasma membrane
Molecular function (GO): GDP binding; GTP binding; GTPase activity
Source: RefSeq, a predicted model, not a curated record
AUGGCGACCUCGGGGAGCAGGAGAUGUGCGACCACCACGUGGCCGCUGCCCUUCCCUCCGUUUUUCAUGAAUGGAGAACCCCUUCGGCCAAGGCGCCUGCGCGGCCGCCGAGCCCCGCCCCCUCCGCCCGGCGCAGCCAAUGGGAGCGGGCGGGCGGUGUUGUGGUCACAGCGGGGCUGCUCCACUGGGGAUUACCGGGCACGACGUGUGCACCGGAGAGGUUCGGCACCCUUGGUCGCCGCCCCCGGUGGGGGUUUGGGGCCGUGUUCAGCCUGGGCAGCCUCCCCUGGAUCCCCCGGAGCCCCCUCUCCGGGGGUGAAGCUGGGAAUACCCAGCCGUCUUGUUCCCCUCCAUCCCGGUAAAACCUCCCUGGCCCACCAAUUCCUGGAGGGAAAGUUCGUGGAGUGCUACGAGCCCACGGUGGAGAGCACCCCCCUGACCUGGUGCCACCAUUACAGCCUGCAACAAGUGGUGGUGGGCAAGGCUGAGUUCCAGCUGCAGGUGGUGGACACAGCCAGGCAGGACGAGUACACCAUCCUGCUACACUCCAUCGUCAUCAGCAUCCAUGGCUACGUCCUGGUCUACUUGGUGACCUCCCUGCAGAGCUUCCAGGUGGUCCAGACCCUCCACAACAAGCUGUAAGAGAGGUGGGGGAAGACACGCAUGCCCGUGGUGCUGGUGGGGAACAAGGUAGACCUGGCCCUGCUGAGGGAAGGGGGCUGGGCAGUGAGGACAGAUGAAGGGAAGAAGCUAGUGGAGUCGUGGUUGGCCAUUUUCCUUGAGUCCUCAGCCAAGGAGAGCCAAAUGACCGUGGGGAUCUUCAUGAAGCUCGUUGAGGAGAACAACCACGUGGAGAAUUCCUACAGCAGAUCCACCAGCUACCACCUGAUGUGAUCCCUGGGAUGGGGCAGACCCUUCCCCAGAACCUUCACCCGGACCACGGCAGUGGCUCUGGGGAGGCCACAUGGUCCUGCUGUGGUUCGGAACCCCUCACUUUGCACAGGCUGUGGGGCUCACAGGGGGCUGGGAGCAGGCUGGGGGUUCUGUCCCAGGCAGGACCCCCCCAGCUCAUCACUGCUGUCCCCCACGUACACAAGGACAGGUCGGGGCCGUUCCUGCUCUGGCAGCCAGGGCUGAAUGCGGGUGUUGUUCCCAGCACGGGGCCGCAGCCCUGCUGGGCCGGACCCGUGGGA